UCAUGUGUUUCCACCCCUGGUCUGACAUCACCCUCCCCCUCAUGCAGCCCGCAGAGAUCCGCAAAGUGAUUGACAAGUGGGCAGAUCUGAUUGUAGAGCUGGGUGCUGAAUACACGUGGGUGCAGAUCUUCGAGAAUAAAGGAGCCACGAUGGGCUGUUCAAACCCCCAUCCUCACUGUCAGGUUUGGGCCAGUAAUUUUCUUCCCAACGAAGCGGCGCUGGCGGAGCGCUGUCAGAGAGACUUCCUGCAGAAGCACGGAGAGCCUUUGCUGCUCCAGUAUGCUCGAAUGGAGACGCAAGCACAGCUGGUAGGAUUGAAGUCAAACCUUUAUGGGUAACCUCCAGACUGGGCCGG
Messenger RNA from Sinocyclocheilus grahami, 355 nucleotides. RefSeq names its product galactose-1-phosphate uridylyltransferase-like. The transcript is spliced from 4 exons. Lineage: Eukaryota; Metazoa; Chordata; Actinopteri; Cypriniformes; Cyprinidae. Gene Ontology annotation, molecular function: UDP-glucose:hexose-1-phosphate uridylyltransferase activity; zinc ion binding. Gene Ontology annotation, biological process: beta-D-galactose catabolic process via UDP-galactose, Leloir pathway. The coding region runs from base 3 to 338 and encodes 111 amino acids. Gene Ontology annotation, cellular component: cytoplasm. The record is from RefSeq and is a predicted model, not a curated record.